CCAAUUUACGCUCAUCGCUUUGUAUCUUGGUUCCUUUCAUUUUUUUUCUUUCAAUCUCAAUUUCUAAACCAUCACAAAUCCUUCCUCCCUCGCUCCUGAGUAUUUUGGUGGUGUUAUUGAGAGAGAGAUCAUAAUGUCUAGCGUAGAGGAUUUGAAAGCUAAUGAAGAAGAAAAGUCAAUGCCAUCACCGCAGCAGGAGGAGGCUGCUGUGAAGAACAAGUAUGGAGGGCUCAUGCCAAAGAAACCACCUCUCAUUUCCAAGGUAGGUUAUAUAAUUUAUCUAUGUCUAAAGAGAUUUGUUUUGUGUGUGUUUCUGAUGAGGUGUGUGGUUUUUUACUUAUAUCAGGAUCAUGAGCGAGCAUACUUCGACUCAGCUGAUUGGGCUCUUGGAAAGCAAGGUGUUGCCAAGCCGAAGGGACCUCUUGAAGCUCUUCGUCCCAAGUUACAGCCAACGCAGCAACAGACGCGUUACAGGAAGUCUCCAUGUGCUCCAUCCGAAGGCGGUCAAGAUGGGGGAGGAGCUUCUCAGACCGAGGGAGUUUCCGGCAACGAGGAGUAGAGAGAUAUGUAAAAACUUUGUUAUAUUCAGAUAUAUUAUCUGUCCAUUUGAAACAAUCAGAUACUGUUUCCAUUAUAUAUCUUAACUUGAUCCUA
Molecule: messenger RNA, 654 nt
Organism: Raphanus sativus (radish)
Lineage: Eukaryota; Viridiplantae; Streptophyta; Magnoliopsida; Brassicales; Brassicaceae
Exons: 6
Coding region: 134-559 (141 amino acids)
Cellular component (GO): cytoplasm
Molecular function (GO): protein phosphatase inhibitor activity
Source: RefSeq, a predicted model, not a curated record